Molecule: messenger RNA, 2038 nt
Organism: Drosophila yakuba
Lineage: Eukaryota; Metazoa; Arthropoda; Insecta; Diptera; Drosophilidae
Exons: 2
Coding region: 284-1327 (347 amino acids)
Source: RefSeq, a predicted model, not a curated record
GAUAAAAAGCUCUCGUUCGAGACAGACGUGCAUAACGCAAUAACGAUAUUUUAUUCGAUCCAAAACCAAAAACCAAACCAACUGUAACUUUGGCGCGACUUUUCGCGAAGCGAAAUUAAAUGUGAAAAACAAGUGUGCAUGGCAGGCGGCAGAGAAAGAGAGAAAUAAGGUGCAUAUGUGCAGCAAGUGUAACGAUACCCAAUACCCGGGCUAAAGCUGUAGAAAAAAUAAUAAAAACACAAAAGAAGCAACAACAAAUAAUACCCCUUAGUGGCCAGCAGCCAUGUCUACGAAACUGGAGCAGCAGCACUCGAAGCCCAUUCUGAGUCCAACUCGAUCCCUGGACGAAGGUUUCGAAAGUGAUCCGGAUCGGGUUUCCACCGAUUCGGAGCAUCAGACAAGUGGAACCACUAACACCAGCACUUGCAACAACAGCAAUGCAGCCAUUACGGCCAGCAACAACAAUGCCAGUAAGCUGGCGCAGCUUAGUUCGGCGGCCACUGGGGGCGCAACUAAGACGACAUCCGGAGCUACUGCAUCCAGCCCUUCGAUGGUGAACUCCGGAAAUGUCAGGGGCGCACUCACUUUGGCCGCCCCCCAGUUGCAGAGGCGGGAGUUUUUUGCCAAGGAUCAGGGGAAACUUAGGCACCAGGCACCCCCACAGCAGCCACGCCUCCAGUACCAAAAACAACGACAACCCCUGGUUCCCAGUGCCGCCUCCAGUGUCCACAAUCACCGGUUAACUGCGUCGAUGCAGCAGGGAUCUUCGGGAUUGGUAAAUACCCUGGGAACCGGAACUGGAACUGGAACUGCAAACUACCGGCGCGGACGCCGGCUCCACAUGAAUCCGCCUCGAAACGGAAUUAGAUCACAUUCGGUGGACGCGAUUUCGCGGCACAAUCGCCAUGGCUACGAUCCCAGUAGCUUAAUCCUGAAGCACGAUGGAAAUGGCAAUAUAAGCAGCAGCAAUGCCGGUGCCACCACCACCCGCAUGCUCAACUACAAGUCGCCGGGCGGAGGCACUGCAGCCGGGGCCCCAGCAGCCGGACAGGCUCUACUCGUCCAGCCGAUUUCUAGUGCCACCCUAUCUCCACUCGUGGCAGCCGGCGUGGUCGAUGUGGUCGAGGGCGGUGGCUCCUCGCCGGUCAUCGCCUCGGCCACCCACAGCCUGUACACCUUCUAUCCGGCGGAAGGGAAUCUCCAGGUGUGGCAGACGGAGUGCGGCGACCUCACCUACAAGUCCUCCCGAAAUAUGCACCAGCUCCACAAGGCACCCGUGUGCUGGACGCAGUCCAUUCCCAGGCAGGCCAGAAGGUAUGUACAAUAAGCUCGUAAAUGUUGCUAAAAUCCAAAGGUCGGUAAGAGACAUAAAUGUCUAUAUAAGAUAAGUGAAAUACAGAUCCGAUCGUUUUAACCCUCCACAAAGAAAUUAAAUUCUCUUAAUUACAGGCAAUUUGUAGGCACAAUUGUAUCUACAAGAUACAAAGCUCAUGACAUCAUGUAAUUUUUUUGGCGUUAUCUUUUGUUUGCAGACAUUGUUUUUUUUUUUAACUUUUACUGCCGAUUCUGUUGAGGUCUGUACUUCUCGGGGAGAAGAAAUACCUUUUAAUUACACGUUUUUUACCUUAGAGAGAGAGUGAAAGGGAGAGGCAUAUAAUUAAAAUUGGCAACUGAGGUUUAUAGAAAUCAAGAGUUUUUUGUAUGUCUCCUCAUUGAAAAUCUGUGACGCGGAUGUAGUGAGCCAUCACACUGAACAAUUACAAGACGACGUCUUUAUAAGUACACCUAAAAUAUUCAGUAAAGAAGAUCAGAAGAGAAACACCAUAAUACAUAAAACUUUCUCAAGUGCCGGCAGUCGAUCAAUUGAAACGCUCGACCGAGCAAAACGAUUCAAUGAAAUAAUUAUAAAGCCAACCGCAAGACACAUAGAUACAGAUGCCCAUCCCCGCACUCCAAUGCCCCUGCCCCCCCUGUCUCCCACACUUUGCCACUCUAUGUCGCACUAGCAAUUUGGAAAGUAAAAGUCGUACUGUCAACG